Messenger RNA from Sinocyclocheilus anshuiensis, 3332 nucleotides. Its product is annotated as sorbitol dehydrogenase-like. The record is from RefSeq and is a predicted model, not a curated record. NCBI's taxonomy places the organism in Eukaryota, Metazoa, Chordata, Actinopteri, Cypriniformes, Cyprinidae. The coding region runs from base 489 to 1553 and encodes 354 amino acids. The transcript has 10 exons. Gene Ontology annotation, biological process: D-sorbitol catabolic process. Gene Ontology annotation, molecular function: zinc ion binding; L-iditol 2-dehydrogenase (NAD+) activity.
GCUUUACCAAUGAUUUAUGAUGCAAGGAUACUUGAGUUUGUCUGAGUGGUUGCUUUAAGGACGAUAUAAGUUUUGCUUAUAUUUUUAAUCAUUUUCAUUAUGUAUAUUUUUCCUGUAUUUGCUAACUAUGUAAAUUGAACCAUAAUAAGUAGAACUCGGAAGCAGUUGUGCAAGUAGUCCAUUAUAUCCGUUUACAUAAAAUAAUGUAAAUGUUACAUGCAAAACUGGUCAUCUAAAUCAAUGAAUAACUUUCAUUUACGCAUCACUGAAGUUUGUUUUGUUUUAUUUUUAUUAUCAUUAGAUUAAGGGCACUGCUGAAAUGCACAGCAUUUGUCAUAUUUUUGUACAAACUGCGUUUUGUCCAGCGCGCAGUUUUGAGCGACUUGAAUGACCUGAUGAGAAAUCAGCAAGAUAUGCGAUAGCAGAAUUUACCGUCAGUGAUCCGUACGGAAGCAAAUAACGUGAAUGUACGUGUAUGAGUGAAUCAAAUGGACAAAGACAACCUCUCUGUGGUCGUGCACUCUAAAGGAGAUCUCAGACUGGAACAGCGUCCCAUUCCGGAACCAGGACCAAAUGAGGUGUUACUUCAGAUGCAUUCUGUGGGCAUCUGUGGAUCAGAUGUGCACAUGUGGCAGAACGGCCGCAUUGGGGACUUUGUGCUGAAACAGCCCAUGGUUUUGGGACAUGAAGCCUCUGGUCGUGUGGUGAAAGUGGGCUCUGCUGUGACGCACCUCAAAGCAGGGGACAGAGUUGCCGUUGAGCCUGGAGUUCCUCGUGAAGUAGAUGAGUUCUUUAAAUCUGGACACUACAAUCUGUCUCCCAGCGUUUUCUUCUGUUCCUGCCCUCCAGACGAUGGAACCCUCUGCAGAUACUACAAACACAAUGCAAACUUCUGCUACAAGCUUCCUGAUAACUUAACCUAUGAGGAGGGAGCCCUGAUCGAACCCUUGUCAGUGGGCAUUCAUGCUUGCAGGAGGGCAGGAGUCACUCUUGGAAGCUCAGUGUUUGUCUGCGGUGCAGGACCAAUUGGGCUGGUGUCUUUGUUGGCGACCAAAGCCAUGGGUGCUUCACAAGUAAUAAUAAGCGAUCUAUACUCUGAUCGGCUUGCCAAGGCUAAAGAGAUGGGGGCAGACUUCCUGCUGCAUGUGAAGAAAGAGGAUGAACCAAAGGAGAUGGCCAAAAAAGUGGAGGGAAUGCUUGGUUGCAUGCCUCAAAUCAGCAUAGAAUGCACUGGAGUGCAGAGCAGCAUUCAAACAGCCAUCUAUGCUGCUCGUUCUGGAGGAGUGGUGGUGCCGGUUGGGUUUGGUGCCGAGAUGACCACCGUACCUCUUCUCAAUGCAGCUGUCAGAGAAGUUGACAUCAGAGGUGUAUUCCGCUACUGUAACACCUGGCCUGUGGCCAUUUCUAUGUUGGCGUCUAAGAAGGUGAACGUCAAGCCCCUGGUCACCCACCGUUUCCCGCUGGAGCAGGCUGUGGAGGCCUUUGAGAUGUCACGCCAAAGGCUUGGGGUUAAGGUCAUAUUAAAAUGUGACAAGAAUGACCAGAACCCAUGAGAUGUGUCUCAGAAAUACAGCAAUUCUGUUUACAAUGGAUGAAAUUUAGCAUCUUAGAAUUUUACAUGAUUAAAAUAUAGUCCAAAUUAAACCUUUUGUCUUAUAGAAUUAUUAACAGUAUUAAAAUGAAACACCUUUGAGUUUUUAAUAUUAUCCUCUAAUAAUAGCUGGUCAUGAUUAGAGUUUACUAAUGUUAAUCUUGUUUAUAAACAGCUAAUCUUUACAAAUGAUAUCUCAUACUUGAAGUAAAUUUAAGCACAGUAUAUAACGCUUUGAUUAUGUUUUAAUUAUGCUUAUUGUGUUUUUGUUUUGUGUUCCUUAUUUGAUCCUUCAAUGUUUAUGAAAAAGAUUGUAGUGUAUUUGAAUAAACUCUAGGGGGAGCAGUGAUCUUCAAAAUUGGAGAAUGAUUGUCGCUCUCACACUCAUAAUGAAUAGCCUCUGUCUUGCUAUAAAGCUUGGCAAUGUCCCUGUAAUCUCUCCUAAGAUCAGAUAAAGGAGUUUCAUUAUUGGGUGUGGUUUUUUUUCUUAUUCUUUCCAUGACUAUGUCAAUGUCUGAGAAAUGUGAGCUGGCUGAACUGAUUUCCAACUGCGAGACUCAAAUCUGUGCUCAUUAGGUCCAUAAUAUGCAGCAAGGGAGCUAUUUUAAAGUUUUGGAAGCUGGCCACUGUUAGAAGCGGUUGGCAUGGAUUUUGACUCAAGCUUCCAGGUUGUAUGACCCACUCAGGCUUCAAGCAAUUCUUUAGUUCUCAAAUAAAUCGCCAGGGAAUCAAAGGUAAAACAACAUGAAGGGCUUAUAUUACACUUUAUUGUUAUUUUGCCAUUGUGUCAUUUUAAGAUGCAUGCAGACAGGUAUUCAUGUUCAUGUAUUAUUAGCUGUUUCAUGUCUCUUUUUUUAUUACAAUUUUCAAAAGCUUUCUUACGCGGCGGUAAGGCUUUUGGUCACAGUGUCUUAUUUUCCCAAGGCCAAAGCCUCACAAAGAUACAAUGGGACUAACAGUGAUUCCUACAUGGACACAAGUACUAAACAAGGUAAACGUUUAUGUACAGACAUUCUAAUACUGCUUAAGGAAGUGGACGCACUAUUAACAACACUAUUACAUUCACCACUGACUCGAAUGAGUUGCAGCUGGGCAUACACAAAAAAGCACACGUAAAAAAUAAACUUUUGUGUUUGAAACGAACUUCAUUUACAGUAUGGCAAGAGAAUGUUUUGAUUAUUACAGCAUGGGAGAAGUCCAGAAAUUGUUUACAUAUAGCAUUUUACAAAAGAUUCGCUUGCUUGUAUGUAAAAACUACUCUCAAAAUUUGCUCAGUCUUUAAUGCCCACUAGAUGAUAUUUAUCCAUUAAUGAAGGCUGGCGAUGUAAAAAGAUUCUCCUUUGUUGAUAAAGUCCCUGCUGAUACUAGUCAGUCUUGCAAAGUUCACUGUACGAUGUGUCUGGAGUAUGUAUUAUAUGUAUGUACUUAUUGAGCAUAUUUAAAAAAAGAAAAAAAAAAAAGAGUCAUGCCACAUAAUUAUUUGCCACAUUUACUGCAGUAAGUCCAGUUAUUUAUAUGUAAGGGACAUAUACUGAUUCAGUGUGCAUUUGAUUUGAAUAAAUGUAAAAUUCAAUGAUAACUGGAUCAAGUAUAUUAUCCAAUAUAUUACGUUUAUAAAAAAAAAUGUCAUAAUAACAGAAACAAAUAUUCUGGAAUGGUUGCUUGAUGUUUUGGGCUUCUGUCUGGACUUCUCACUCUGGCUUUUCCAUUCCUUUCUGAUAUUGAUAUGACGAUUACAUAU